Messenger RNA from Anoplophora glabripennis (Asian longhorned beetle), 2406 nucleotides. Its product is annotated as zinc finger protein 90-like. Gene Ontology annotation, molecular function: DNA-binding transcription factor activity; RNA polymerase II cis-regulatory region sequence-specific DNA binding. Gene Ontology annotation, biological process: regulation of transcription by RNA polymerase II. Bases 26 to 1993 code for a protein of 655 amino acids. The transcript has 3 exons. The record is from RefSeq and is a predicted model, not a curated record. Lineage: Eukaryota; Metazoa; Arthropoda; Insecta; Coleoptera; Cerambycidae.
GUCACACGGGGGUUCUUCAGGAAAAAUGUACAUGUGUGAUUAUAAAACUGAAUAUAAGCAUUGUCUAAAAUAUCAUCAGUUAUCGCACAAAGACCUUUCAGAAAGACAAUGUGAUAUUAAAACAAAUCGUAAGGGUCAUUUGAAGGUACAUGAAGUGGACGUUAACAUAAUGAACACAAGCAUAUCACAAGUUAACAUCGAUACUACCAAAGAUGGUGAUUUUUUAAAGCAUGGCCUUGAUGGACAGGAAAAUGAUAAAAGCUCUAAAGAGAUCGAGGUAAAACUGGAAGAUCCUCAGGUUUCGCAAAAGAAGUAUAAAAGUGUUGAAGAACAGCAUAAUAUUAAACCCGAAGGCAUUGAAUUAAAACUAGAAGAUGCUCAGGAUGUGCUGGAGCAAUAUAAAAACAUUGAUAGGCAGUCUUAUAUUAGUCCUGAGGAGAUUGAAAUAAAACUGGAAGAAAAUGGUCAACAUGUCCGGGAGAUUUAUGAAAAUAUUGAUCAGCAGCCUUAUAUUAAAUCUGAGGAGAUUGAAAUAAAGAUAGAGGCAGAUGAUCAGGAUGGUGAUUCAUCUUUGAAUGAUUUAGCUAACGGGACAAUUGAAAACAAAAAGAAGUGUGCUACAAAAAGUAUGGAAGAAAUAAACAAUGAAUACAUACCAAUAUAUGAAGCAGAAUUGAACAAAAACAUUACGACAUUGAUGUCAGUUCACAAUGUCCAAAUAUCCAAAAGUAAAAAUAGUUACCAGAAUUGUGGGUCUUCAUUAGAUAAGGGUUUGUAUCGAUGUGAUGAAUAUAAAUAUGAAACUGAGUUGAAAGGGAACCUGAAGAUACAUCAGUUAACAACACACAAAAACAGCUACGGGAAAGAUCCGAAUAAACAUCAGUCAAUAAUGUACAAUGUUCCCUCAGAUGUGAGAGCCUACAAGUGCGAUACGUGUAACUAUGAAACUAAGCGUAAGGGUGAUCUGAAAACGCAUCAGUUAACCCACAAAGAUCUCUCAGAAAUCCAAAUGUACAAGUGUGAUAUAUGCAGUUAUGAAACUAAACGUAAGGGUCAUCUGAAAGGACAUCAGCUACUGCACAAAGACAUCUCAGAAAUCCAGAUGUACAAGUGUGAUACAUGUAAUUAUGAGACUAAACAUAAGGGUAACAUAAAAGUACACCAGUUAAAGCACAAAGUCCCUUCUGAAAUCCACAUGUACAAGUGUGAUAAGUGUGAUCACGAGACUAAAUAUAAGAGGUAUCUAAAGCUGCAUCAGUUAUUGCACAGAAACCCUUCAGAAAUUCAAAUGUACAAGUGUGAUACGUGUAGUUUUGAAGCUAAAAGCAAGAGUCGUCUUAAACUACAUCAAUUAUCACACAAAGACCCUUCGGAAACCCAACUAUACAAGUGUGAUAGGUGUGAUUAUGAAAUUAAUUGUAGAAACAGAUUAAAAACGCACCAAUUAAUACACAAAGAUUCAUCAGAAAUCCAAAUGUACGAAUGCCACACUUGUACUUAUGAAACUAAGCACAGGAGUCUCCUGAAAAGGCAUGAGUUAAUGCACAAAAAUAUCUCGGAAAUCAAAAUCUACAAGUGUGAUACUUGUACUUACGAAACUAAAUACAAGUGUACUCUAAGCAGGCAUCAGUUGAUGCACGAAAAUCCUUCAGAAAUCCAAAUGUACAAGUGUGAUACAUGUAAUUACGAAACUAAAUAUAAAACUUAUUUGAAAAUUCAUCAAUUGACACACGAGAACCCUCCCACGGCACGAAAGAGGGAAUGCGAUACAAACUACGACAGUGUUAAGAAACGUUCAAAUACCCAAGUGUUCAAAUGUAAUGAAUGUGUUUUUGAUACUGUUCAUAAGCAGAAUUUAAUAGUGCACAUGUUAAAACACCGAGAUCCCUCGAGUGUGCAGAUGUACAAGUGCAAUAAAUGCAUUUACCAGACAAGGCAUAAGGGCAAUCUAACUAGGCAUUAUUCAAUACAUAAAAAUACUUUGGGAAUGUAAGUGGCAAGACAGUGUAGGCUCUGUCUUAUAAUCUAUCAGUGAAGAUGGAAGGCCUUACAUAACCUCGGAUCCACAAUCGUGAUUGGUGCAAUUGUACAGACUACGGUAAAUAAAUGCUACUAAAUCUUUGAGGCUAAACAAGCUAAAAAUGUUCUUUUCAGUGUCGUUAUAAUAUUUGAGGAUGUGUAGAUACCGCAACAUUAAUACGAAGUGUAGAAGGCUUAUUUUGUGCAAACGAUUAAAUGGCGGAUGUCAAACAAAAAAUUUUAAUGGUUUGAUAAUAUAAGGGCUCAAUAAAGGGUAUUUUGUGCUUUCUAGAACAAUUGCUUUAACCUACUGUUUAAAAAUUGGGCAUAACCUGCUAGAUCUAGUCUUUAUGAAAUAAAUGUGAUGUUCGGAAUAUUUUUUCAAGA